Messenger RNA from Pan troglodytes (chimpanzee), 3217 nucleotides. RefSeq names its product large ribosomal subunit protein uL2. The record is from RefSeq and is a predicted model, not a curated record. Lineage: Eukaryota; Metazoa; Chordata; Mammalia; Primates; Hominidae. The coding region runs from base 2132 to 3151 and encodes 339 amino acids. The transcript has 2 exons.
GUGUCCUGGCAGUGUGGAGUGUCCUGGAUGGGCUCUGCUCAGCCCCCUGCUGGCAGAGAAACCCCCACAGACACCGCAGGCCUGGGGGUCCUCGCUAGUGUCCUGCUCUCCAGCAGGGGGGAUUGGCCAGGAGAGGUUAGGCUGAGACAUUUUGGGAGAGUUGAAGAAGGUGCUUGGGCUGUGGCAAUGGGAGGUCUGCGAGCAAACAGGGUGCAGCUAGCGAGGACGGGCGAACGGGAGGGCCGGGCAGAGGCUCUGUCACGCGGUGAGGCGAGGAGUGUCUCGGCACUUCAUGUCUCUUGCCUGGCAACACCACAGGGACCGGACAUUCUGAAUCUUCCCAGACCCGCUCUGAGAACAUAGGCAGCCACCGCAUCUUCUCAGGAAAGCAAAGCGAGUCUACUCUACCCUCACAGUCCAAGCCACUGUGGUCAGCCGGGAAGCCGCCCACUGCCCCCGACAGCUUUCGUUUUACCUAGGUUGCCCUUGGCACAGAGCUGGCCUGUAGGCAUGUGUGCACAGGUGUGUCCAUGUGACCGGCUUCCCCACACAUGUGCCAGGUGCCCAGCACCCCUGCCAGGUGGCCUCACUCUGCCCUCUGCCCAGGAAAGCAGGAAGGCCCCGUGGUGGCGGCUGCACACAGGACAGGCCUCGGGCCCCACGACACCUCCCACGUCCGGUGUGGGGCCAACUCCGUGUUAGUUGCCUGCUGGUUGGGGUUAGCUCCUGCCGCCCUCAGGGCUCCUGGAAGGUGUCUGCCGUUCAGGAGGUCAGCACAGCCUCCUGUUGCCAUGACAGCCAGCUGCUUUAAAACGCCCCUUUGACCUGCAAACCACGUGCCCAGUGUGGUGUGAUCCGCGAGACACUUUGGAAAUGGCUGAGGACGAGGCAGGUGUAUUAGGAGGGUCAGUGAACUGGGGCCCAAACCUGGUUUGAGAGGGGAGUGCUGGGGGCAUCCGGUAGGAGGAGGGGCAGGAGGGAGGCCUGGGCCUGGCCGCCCCCCAGCCCCCUCUGGGGCACCCGUCUGAGUUCUGCCGCAGUUAGUACAGGAAUGUAAUGAAGUGCGAGGUGACAGAGUCCCUGCUCCGGGGACACCGGCAGUGCCGCGAGGCAUGGAGCGGGGGCUACUUGCCCCCUUGCACCUUCUGGUCGUAGGUGCCUGCAUGCUUGUAGCCGGACACAUAGCCCGACUCGUCCACCAGGUCCACGCGGCCAGCCUUGCCCUUGCCUUUGCCAGAGGGGUCGAAGCGCUCCUUGUGGGAGCCCGUGAACUUGGUGGUGUCCGUGAGCCUCGACACUGUGGGCGACGAGAUGGCUUUCUGCAAGAGGAGCAGGAGAAAGGGGGCAGAUCUACCACAACUAACCCAAAGUGGGGUUUUUCAGUGUUUAAAACAAGAGAUCCUGUGGAUGAGGCUCAGCUCUGCAAAAGGCACCUGCAUUUCAUCAGGGAAGCCUCCGGACAGCGCGAGAAAGGCUGCACCCAGGAGGCCAAGCAUUCCGAGGGCACUCCCAGCUGCAGAAUCCACAGUGACCAAGAGUCAGGAGACAAAUGACCCAUAAAACCCCAGCAAGCCUUUCCAGAAGUCAGUGAGCAGAGGGCCUAGAAUAGCCAAAACGAUUUCAAGAAAUGAGAACAGAGUCAGAAGACUGACUACCCAACUCCAAAGCUCAUUGAGGCUUGACUGCAAAGCGGCAGCGACGUGGGCACGGGCACGCGGCCAGCCCCGCAGCCCAGGGGGAGUCUGGCUCAGCCACACGCGUGCUGCCCCCCGAUGUCUACAGGUGCAGAGGCAAGCCAGAGAGAAAGGACUGUUUCUUCCACAAGUGGAGCUGGAGCAACUGGUGAUCCCUGUGCAAAUUAAAAUGCACUUUGGUCUAUACUGCACACUAUAUACAAAACUAACUCAAAAUAGAUGAUGGUCCUAAUUAGGAAACUAAAACAAACUUCUAGAAGAACACCAAAGAGAAGAUCUCUGUGACCUGGGGUUAGGCGAAGAUUUCUUAGAAAUGGCAACAAAACAUGGCCUAUAGUGGAAAAAAUGGCUGAACUGGACUUCAUCAAAACGUUCGAAACUGUGCUCUCAGAAGACACCGUUAAGGGAAUGAGAAGACAAGCCACAGACUAGGAGACAUGCCUGAGAAAGGACUUGUCUCUGAGAUACGCAAAGGAACCUUAAAACUCAGCAGUAAGAAAAAAAAUCCAUGUGAAAAGACGGGCAGAAUAUUUGAAGUAGACACCACCAGAGAAGACACGUGCAUGCAGACAAGCACACGGAGAGGGGUCCGCGUGGGCGCCUUCAGGGAAGUGCCGACAAGCACGCGGAGAGGGGUCCGCGUGGGCCCCGUCAGGGAAGUGCCGACAAGCACGCGGAGAGGGGGCCGCGUGGGCGCCUUCAGGGAAGUGCCGACAAGCACGCGGAGAGGGGGCCGCGUGGGCCCCGUCAGGGAAGUGCCGACAAGCACGCGGAGAGGGGUCCGCGUGGGCCCCGUCAGGGAAGUGCCGACAAGCACGCGGAGAGGCGGCCGCGUGGGCGCCUUCAGGGAAGUGCCGACAAGCACGCGGAGAGGGGGCCGCGUGGGCCCCGUCAGGGAAGUGCCGACAAGCACGCGGAGAGGGGGCCGCGUGGGCCCCGUCAGGGAAGUGCCGACAAGCACGCGGAGAGGGGGCCGCGUGGGCCCCGUCAGGGAAGUGCCGACAAGCACGCGGAGAGGGGGCCGCGUGGGCGCCGUCAGGGAAGUGCCGACAAGCACGCGGAGAGGCGGCCGCGUGGGCCCCGUCAGGGAAGUGCGGACAAGCACACGGAGAGGGGUCCGCGUGGGCCCCGUCAGGAAAGUGCCGACAAGCACGCGGAGAGGGGGCCGCGUGGGCGCCGUCAGGGAAGUGCCGACAAGCACGCGGAGAGGGGGCCGCGUGGGCGCCGUCAGGGAAGUGCAGAUGGAAAACACAGCGAGGCCCCUGCGCACUCUCCAGGGGUCUCAGACAAACUGCCGGCACCUCGAACUGAGCAGGCCGCGGGGUAGGGGGCGUGCUCGUCGCCGAGCAACGCGGCAGAGCCACUGUGGACAGCUUCUCAUCACAGCCAAAGGCGGCCCAGCAGUCCCGUUCCUGGGUCCUUGCUCAAGAGAAAUGAAAACAGAGGCUCACACAUAAACGCAAAUGUUUACCACUGUUCUGCUCGCAGUCACCAAACCCCAAACAAUCCAGUGCCCUUCAGCA